Molecule: messenger RNA, 693 nt
Organism: Funneliformis mosseae
Lineage: Eukaryota; Fungi; Glomeromycota; Glomeromycetes; Glomerales; Glomeraceae
Source: the annotation of a GenBank genome assembly
AUGACUUCUAGAGUUGUAGUCUUUGGAGGUUCUGGUAACUUAGGCAAAAGUUUAAUCACAUUAUUCAGAAAGAAUAAUUGGGAAGUGACUUCAGUUGGAACACGUCAAAUUGAAGAAGCCACUCAUAAUAUUAUAGUUUCAAAUGAUGAUUCUUUAGAAGUACAAGGGAAGAAAGUUAUGAAAGAUUCCAAUUCAAUACUUGAUGGCGGAGAAAAGUAUGACGCUAUCUUGUGUGUGGCUGGUGGUUUUUCCAUGGGGAAUUUAGCCAAAGGGGAUUUCUUUGAAACCGUGGAUUUGAUGGUGAAGAAAAUUUUGAAUUCCGCUUUGAUCGCGUCGAAAAUGAGUACGGUGAACCUUAAAGAGGAUGGUCUCUUGAUGUUAACUGGCGUAUCCGGUUUGCAACCUACUCCAGUUGCAAAAGCCGCCGUUCACCAUUUAUUCGAUAGUAUAGUCUCAAAAGGCAGCGGAUUACCAAAAAGCGUAAAAUCUUUUGCCAUCUUACCGGGAACGAUUGACACUCCAGAUAAUCGUAAAGGAAUGCCAGAUGCUGAUUUCUCUCAGUGGAUACCUUUAGAUCUAUUGUCUCAGCGUAUAUUUGAUUAUACUAAUGGAACUGUACCCGCACCUCACGGAAAAAUGGUUCAGGUUACCACCAAGGAUGGUGAAACUAGUUUUGAACUUAUAAAUAAAUAA